GGAAGCUGGAAUCCUCCGGGACUGGAGGGAGGAAGCUGGAAUCCUCCGGGACGGGCGGGAGGGAAGGAAGCGGGAAUCCCCCGGAACAGGUCGCGGCGAGAGGCAGGUGCGCGCAGCCGGGGCUCCCGCGGGCAGCGCCGUGCCGGGAGAAGCCCGUCCCGGUGGGAAGGCGUUUCCUGCAGCCCCUGAAGGCCCCGUGGUGAGGGAUGGCCUGUUCUGCUGGGAUAAGGAGAAGAGCAGGCAGGGUGUCGUGUGUUCAUUAUUUCCGGAAAUGAGGACCGGCUUUCAGCAGUGAAGCAUCCUGCAAAAAAAGAGAGGAUUAUUUGGAGUGGCCUGAAUAUUUUAUGGCAGUAGCUUUUCUGUCAGCACAAAGAAGCAAGGAUCCAAGCUCUCAGGUUGGUGCCUGCAUUGUAAAUUCAGAAAACAAGAUUGUUGGAAUUGGCUACAAUGGGAUGCCUAAUGGUUGCAGUGAUGAUGUACUACCCUGGACAAGAACAGCAGCAAAUAGACUAGACACAAAAUACCCUUAUGUGUGCCAUGCCGAAUUGAAUGCCAUCAUGAACAAAAACUCAGCUGAUGUGAAAGGCUGCAGCAUGUAUGUUGCCUUAUUUCCGUGUAAUGAAUGUGCAAAGCUCAUCAUCCAGGCAGGCAUAAAGGAAGUUAUUUUCAUGUCUGACAAGUAUCAUGACACUACAGAAAUGACAGCUGCACGGCGGAUGUUUGAUUUGGCAGGUGUAAUAUACAGGGAAUUCAAGCCAAAGUGUAACAAGAUCAUCAUUGACUUUGAUUCAAUUAACAGCAGACCAAGUCAAAAGCUUCUGUGAAUUAUAUCUCAUUAAGACUUUAGAAGACUGUGAUUAUCUUUUUCUAAAAAGCUGCUAAUGCCUUUCAUCUUGAAGUUACUUGCAACUUUGUAAUGGUUUUUGUAACUAAAGUAGAAUUAUAAGAAACCCAAGGCGUAAAAAUGUCCCUCUCACUUAAUCUUGUCUUGUGGAAUCUAAAUCUACUUAAAAAUUUUUUAUGCCUUUACCAAAACAGCUUAAAAAGUGGAGGCACUAGAUGAAACAAUAUAAGUCAAGAAAACUGUUCUGAUUCUUCCUGUAUUCAUCACCACAUGCUCUGAUGGGCUGUCAGCAUAGAUUUAGCCUCAGUUUAACAGCAGUAUUUUUAGCCAGUAGUGGAAUAUGCUAAUAGAUGUUGAUCUCCUUGUUGGUAUGUGGAUCUUAACAGUUGAUCCUAAUAAGGAACAAAAAUAUGUUAUCCAUGCAAAUGCUAAUCUUCCAACUAGCAUAACACUAAUAUUUAAAAGGUUUUACAGCUUUAGGAAUGUGUGGCAUUCUGCUUGUUACCUAAAAAAUGAAAUGCUGAUUUUUCUUUUAAUUGCUAUCUGACAUUGCCAUACUUGGGGAGGGUUGAGAGGAAGCUGUUUUGAGAAUUGUUCAUGCCUGAGUGAGCUUUACAGGUGCUUUCCAAUCCUUGUUUUCCCCAAGACUCCAGAAUUGAAGGGGCUUGAGGGAGUAAAUAAUUUGGCGCUUUACCUCUGGGACUGUUCAUGUGUAAAAGAAAAUAAUUUUAUUGGUCUAAGCUGUUCCUAGAUAAUCCAACAUAGCUCGGUGUUAAACUCCACCUGUAAGGUAACUGAAUAAUUUUCUGUCGUGUGAGAGAAGCUGGAGAUAUUCAACCCAUAUCCAUGGCAAAAGAUGUGCUUAGUGUUAGCUUGUUUCCCAGUGCUGACAAAGUACCUCCAUUUUCAUAAAUGUUGCCUAAAAUAAUAUCCUUUUUAAUUUUAUCUUGAGAUCUGGGAAUAGAUUAGAGUUCCUUUUCUCUAAUUUGAUUUUUAAAAAUUAAAUAUGCCUAAUGGCUUUGUUUAGAUAACAUUGGUGGUUGCUUGUUUUGUUGUUUUUGUUUUGGUUUUUUUUUUUAAUGUGGUUAUACUUCAAUGAGCUUUUAUUUUCUCUACCAAAGCUUUGUUUCAUAUUUUGGGACAUUAUGUAAUUUGGCUUCAUACCAGUAUUAUUAAAGUCUUAUUAAAAUCCA
Molecule: messenger RNA, 2037 nt
Organism: Oenanthe melanoleuca
Lineage: Eukaryota; Metazoa; Chordata; Aves; Passeriformes; Muscicapidae
Gene: DCTD
Product: dCMP deaminase
Exons: 6
Coding region: 345-824 (159 amino acids)
Biological process (GO): dTMP biosynthetic process; dUMP biosynthetic process
Cellular component (GO): cytoplasm
Molecular function (GO): zinc ion binding; dCMP deaminase activity
Source: RefSeq, a predicted model, not a curated record